AUGCCCAGGAACCGCGCCUUCUCCGAGCCGGAAUUCUCGGCCGAAUACUCCGCCGAUUACUCCCUGAGCUUCCCCUCGGAUCCCGACGGGAAUCUCCGCCGCUCCCGGGAAUCGCCGGCGCCGCAGGCUGGGGGGGGGCCCUGCCCGUGCCUGCCGCGCUCCCGGCGCUUUUCCUUCUCGCCGGAAUCCUUGGAAAAGCUCUACCAGACUUAUUUCCGCCGCCAGCGCCACGAGACGCUGCUGGUGCUGGUGGUCUUCUCCGCCCUCUUCGACUGCUACAUCCUGGGAAUGUGCGCCGGCUUUUCCCGAGUGGAAAAACUUUUCCCGGCGCUGGCGGCGCUGGCGGGCUUGGUGGCGCACGGCUCGGUUUUCCUGCUGCUGAAAUCCCGGCUGCUCCCGGAGGAUUUCUCCCAGCGGUUCCUGCCCUGCGGGCUGUGGGCGCUGACGGUGGCGCAGCUCUGGGCGCUGCUGGGGCUGGAAUUCCAGAGGAGUUUUCCCGAGGCGGUGGACGCGGCGGGCUGGCAGGCGUUCUUCGCCUUCUCCUGCUUCCUGACGCUGCCGCUGCGCCUGGCGCGGAUCCUGCUGCUGGCGGCCGCCUCCUGCGGCGCCCACGCGCUCGUCCUGGGAAUCCUGCAGCUCCAGAGGGGCCGCGACGGCGCGGAGCCGGGAGAGGUGGCCAGGCAGCUGGUGUCCAACGUGGCGCUGUACGCCUGCGCGGUGGCGGUGGGCGCCAUGUCGUACGUGAUGGCGGACCGGAAGCACCGGAAGGCGUUCCUGGAGGCGCGGCAGUCGCUGGAGGUCAAACUCAACCUGGAGGAGCAGAGCCAGCAGCAGGAGCGGCUGAUGCUGUCCAUCCUGCCCAAGCACGUGGCGGACGAGAUGCUGAAGGACAUGAAGAAGGACCCGAGCCAGAAGGAGCUGCAGCAGUUCAACACCAUGUACAUGUACCGCCACGAGAACGUCAGCAUCCUGUUUGCCGACAUCGUGGGCUUCACGCAGCUCUCGUCGUCCUGCAGCGCCCAGGAGCUCGUCAAGCUCCUCAACGAGCUCUUCGCCCGCUUCGACAAGCUGGCCGCCAAACAUCACCAGCUGCGGAUCAAGAUCCUGGGGGAUUGCUACUACUGCAUCUGCGGGCUGCCGGAAUUCCGGGAGGACCACGCGGCCUGCUCCAUCCGGAUGGGGCUGGCCAUGGUGGAGGCCAUCGCCUCGGUGCGGGAGCGGACGCGCACGGCGGUGGACAUGCGCGUGGGCGUGCACAGCGGCGCCGUGCUGGGCGGCGUGCUGGGCCAGAAGCGCUGGCAGUACGACGUCUGGUCCACCGACGUCACCGUGGCCAACAAGAUGGAGGCCGGCGGCAUCCCCGGGCGCGUGCACAUCUCGCAGAGCACCGUGGACUGCCUGAAGGGCGAGUUCGAGGUGGAGCCGGGCGAGGGCGGCUCGCGCUGCGACUACCUGAGGGACAAGGGCAUCGUCACCUACCUGGUGGUGGUCCCCAAGCAGGGCCUGCGGCACGGCGUCAACGGCGUGAAGCUGUCCCUGACCUCGUCGCACGGCGUGUCCCCCCCUCCUGUCACCACCAACGGCGGCCUCAGCCCGGAGCCCCCCGAGGAGGCCGAGCGCGGCCGCGGCAGCUCCGCGGAGCUCGACGACGACGACGACGGCGAGGCGCCCAACCCGUCGUUCCCGAACCCGCGUCGGCGGCUGCGGCUGCGGGACCUGGCGGAGCGCGCGGCGGGCGCGGCGCAGAACGAGCAGGAGCUGCACCGGCUGCUCAACGCGGCGCUGCUGGAGCGCGAGUCCGUGCAGGCGCUGAAGGGCCAGAGCACCUUCCGGCUGUCGCUGCGCUUCACCGACCCCGACAUGGAGACGCGCUACUCGGUGGAGAAGGAGAAGCAGAGCGGCGCCGCCUUCGGCUGCUCCUGCGUCGUCCUCUUCUUCACCGCCCUGGUGGAGGCCGUCGUCGACCCCUGGCUGGUGGCCAACUACGUGACCUUCGCGGUGGGCGAGGUGCUGCUGCUGGGCCUGACGCUCUGCUCCUUGGCCGCCAUCUUCCCGAGGGCGUUCCCCAAGAAGCUGGUGGCCUUCUCCACCUGGAUCGACCGCACCCGCUGGGCGCGCAACACCUGGGCCAUGGCGGCCAUCGCCAUCGUCACCGCGGCCGACAUCGUGGACAUGCUGGCCUGCCGCCGCGACCGCUGGGUGGUGGCCAACGGGACCUCGGGGCCGCCCCGCGGCGGCGGCGGCUGCGCCGACCACCCCAAGUACUACAGCUACAUCGCCCUGCUGGCCCUGGUGGCCACCGUGAUGCUGGUGCAGGUGAGCCACAUGGUCAAGCUGACCCUCAUGGUGCUCAUCACCGCCGCCACCGGCGCCGUCAACUUCUCCGCCUGGGAGCCCAUCUUCGACCACUACGACCGGCGGCGCGGCCAGCACAGCUCGUCCGUGCUGGUCCCCUCCAAGUACUCCAUGACCGCCAUGAUCUUCGUGGUGAUGCUCAGCUUCUACUACUUCUCGCGGCACGUGGAGAAGCUGGCCCGGACGCUGUUCCUGUGGAAGAUCGACGUCCAUGACCAGAAGGAGCGCGUCUCCGAGAUGCGCCGCUGGAACGAGGCCCUGGUGGCCAACAUGCUGCCCGAGCACGUGGCCCGACACUUCCUGGGCUCCAAAAAGCGGGAUGAGGAGCUGUACAGCCAAUCCUAUGAGGAGAUCGGGGUGAUGUUCGCCUCGCUGCCCAACUUCGCCGACUUCUACACGGAGGAGAGCAUCAACAACGGCGGCAUCGAGUGCCUGCGCUUCCUCAACGAGAUCAUCUCCGACUUCGACGCGCUCCUGGACGAGCCCCAGUUCCGCUGCAUCACCAAGAUCAAGACCAUCGGCAGCACCUACAUGGCCGCCUCCGGAGUGACGCCCGACGCCGGCGCCAACGGAUUCGGAGCCAAGAAGGAGCCGCGCUCGGAGAAGGAGCGCUGGCAGCACCUGGCCGACCUGGCCGACUUCGCGCUGGCCAUGAAGGUGACGCUGAUGAACAUCAACUACCAGUCCUUCAACAACUUCAUGCUGCGCAUAGGGAUGAACAAGGGGGCGGUGCUGGCCGGCGUCAUCGGGGCGCGCAAGCCCCACUACGACAUCUGGGGCAACACGGUCAACGUGGCCAGCAGGAUGGAGUCCACCGGAGUCAUGGGCAACAUCCAGGUGGUGGAGGAGACCCAGCAGAUCCUGAAGGAGUACGGGUUCCGCUUCGUCCGCCGCGGCGCCGUCUACGUCAAGGGCAAAGGGGAGCUCCUGACCUUCUUCCUGAAGGGCCGCGAGAAACCGGGAUCGCUCCUCGGAUCCGCCGCCGUCCCCCUGCCCCACCAGGUGCUGGAGAAUUCCUGAGGAUUCCUCGGGAAUCUCCACCGGGAUCCGGAACCUGACCCCCCUUCCCGGAGGUUUUUUUUUUUCGGGGGCGGGGGUUUUUAUUCCGCGGAAAAGAGGGAAAGGCGGAUCCGGGAUUUUUUUCCCCCCCGCCCCCGCCGGGGUUUUCCCGCCGCGGGAAUUCCGGACUCGGAGCGGCGGCGGCGAUUCCGGGAGAUCCAAACUCAGGGAUGGUUGGGAAGACUCCGCGUCUCUUCCGCGUGCCGGGAGCGGGGGCGAAUCCGGGAUUUCCCCCCCGAAAAUUCCUCCCGAAUUCGAGAGCUCGGGUCCGGCUUGGAUUUGGGGCAGGACGGGAGCUGUGUAUUCCAGAUCCAUAAAUUUUA
Molecule: messenger RNA, 3737 nt
Organism: Motacilla alba alba
Lineage: Eukaryota; Metazoa; Chordata; Aves; Passeriformes; Motacillidae
Gene: ADCY3
Product: adenylate cyclase 3
Biological process (GO): intracellular signal transduction; cAMP biosynthetic process; adenylate cyclase-activating G protein-coupled receptor signaling pathway
Cellular component (GO): plasma membrane
Molecular function (GO): adenylate cyclase activity
Source: RefSeq, a predicted model, not a curated record